UGGAGCGGGAGCGCUGAGGUGUCGGCCGGCGGGGCUGCGGCCGGGUGCGGGGGGCGGGUGCGUUGGUCAUGUUUACCUUCGGGCCCGGUAGUCCCGAAGGGGAUGGGACGGCCGGAACCGGGGCUGAGGCGCCGGCACCCCGUGCGGGGCAGGCGGCAGCCGCCGGGCCGCUCCUUUCCGCGUCCGCGCCGCCGCAGCCCGGGGCUGACGCAGCCCCUCCCCCGUCGCCCUCCCGGAGCCCUCGUCGCCCCGGCGCCCCCUCGCUGCCCCUGGUCGCGCGCGCCGGGGAGCUCAGGCCGCCCGGAGCUCUAGACUCCUUAGCCGCUUCCGCUCAGGGAGAGCCGUCACCGCCCUCCCCGCCGCGCCGGCGACCCGGGCCAGACUGCAGGGCGGGGAGCCGGGGCCGCCACGGCCUCGGCGCCGGCCUGGGCGGCCCCGGCGCCCGGCUGUUCGGGUGGCUGAGAGAGCGCAGCCUGGGCCGCGGGCUGUUCGUGGACCCGGCGCGGGACAAUUUCCGCACCAUGACUAACCUGUAUGGUUCCAUCCAUCCCGCGGACUCGGUGUAUCUCAGCACCCGCACCCACGGCGCGGUCUUCAACCUCGAGUACUCGCCCGACGGGUCAGUGCUGACUGUUGCUUGUGAACAGACUGAAGUUCUGCUUUUUGACCCUAUAUCUUCAAAGCACAUAAAAACACUUUCUGAAGCUCAUGAAGAUUGUGUAAAUAAUAUCAGAUUUCUUGAUAACCGGCUGUUUGCUACCUGCUCUGAUGACACUACAAUAGCACUAUGGGAUCUGAGAAAACUGAACACCAAAGUAUGCACUUUACAUGGUCACACUAGCUGGGUGAAGAACAUCGAAUAUGAUACUAAUACAAGACUCUUAGUAACAUCAGGAUUUGAUGGAAAUGUCAUUAUUUGGGACACCAACAGGUGUACAGAAGAUGGGUGUCCACAUAAGAAAUUCUUUCACACACGUUUUCUCAUGCGCAUGAGAUUAACACCAGAUUGUUCCAAAAUGUUGAUCUCCACGUCCUCUGGAUAUCUUUUGAUUUUGCAUGAUCUUGACUUAACCAAGUCUUUAGAAGUAGGCAGCUAUCCCAUUUUGAGAGCAAGAAGAACUACAUCAAGUUCAGAUCUGACUACUUCAUCAAGUUCAUCUGGUCCUCGAGUUUCUGGUUCACCUUGUCAUCCCAGUGAUUCUAACUCAUCUUCUGAGAAACACAUGUCACGAGCAUCACAAAGAGAAGGAGUUUCACCACGAAAUAGUCUUGAAGUCUUAACUCCUGAAGUUCCUGGUGAGAGAGACCGUGGAAACUGCAUCACGUCCUUACAGCUGCACCCAAAAGGCUGGGCCGCUCUCCUUCGGUGCUCAAGCAACACCGAUGAUCAGGAGUGGACUUGUGUCUAUGAAUUCCAAGAAGGAGCUCCCGUGCGACCUGUCUCACCUCGCUGUUCUCUACGAUUAACUCAUUACAUUGAAGAAGCCAAUGUAGGCAGGGGUUAUAUCAAAGAACUUUGCUUCAGCCCUGAUGGGCGAAUGAUCUCUUCCCCACAUGGCUACGGGAUUCGCUUGUUGGGAUUUGACAAACAGUGCAGUGAACUUAUAGACUGUUUGCCCAAAGAAGCCAGUCCUCUGCGGGUGAUCCGUUCUCUGUACUCUCAUAAUGAUGUGGUACUGACAACAAAGUUCUCUCCAACACAUUGUCAGAUUGCCUCAGGGUGCCUUAGUGGACGGGUUUCUUUGUAUCAGCCAAAGUUUUAGGCACAACUUAACAUCAAAUAAGGAACUCUUCUGGUGUUUGACUUAAAAAUUACUUCAAUUUAGGUGAAGUAUUUCCUUUUUAGAAGAUCUUAAAAGUUUGGGUCAAGAUCCCAGUUCUUAUGGGUCCACGAACACACCUGUGACCUGAGGACUUGGCCGUCCGGCAUCAUAGGAGCCUCACCAAGUUAGAGUCGACGCAGCAGCAGUUUUUGCCGCAUUCCUCUGCUCCUGCUCAUCUGUGCCACCGGAACUUCAGUUCUUCUGGUUAUUUUGCAUGGUAGCUCUUGUCAAGUUUCUUUUCUUCUUUUUUGAUUUCAGUGUGAAUUUUGUGGACGUCUGGCAGGAGUUUUGGCUGGGUUAGGAGAAACCCGUGACACUGGUACUAAAUAAAACCCAGAAGUUCGAUGGCAACAUACUGGUCAUUGUAAAAGAAAUUUCAUCUUCACUUAUCAGUAUACCUGGCCUUUUAAAGUUGCUGUUACGUUUCUCUAUGAUGAGCACAGUUAAUGGCAUUAUUCUCAUAACUGUCGGUCUUACAACAAAAAUGUCUUUUAAGUUUCCUGUUAAAAUUAUACGUAUUUUUUCACCGUGAGGGGAAUUUUCUUGUAAAACUCUAGAAAAAAUAAUUACCACCUCUCUUUGUAAUUUACUUGUAUGAAUUUAAAAA
Molecule: messenger RNA, 2430 nt
Organism: Zalophus californianus (California sea lion)
Lineage: Eukaryota; Metazoa; Chordata; Mammalia; Carnivora; Otariidae
Gene: DCAF10
Product: DDB1 and CUL4 associated factor 10
Exons: 7
Coding region: 69-1763 (564 amino acids)
Cellular component (GO): Cul4-RING E3 ubiquitin ligase complex
Molecular function (GO): protein binding
Source: RefSeq, a predicted model, not a curated record